UUGUAAAAACACGGUGCAAACUUUAUAUAAUGCCUUUCCUGCAUCCAUCCACCCCCUUUUCAUUGCUCAAUUCAUCAAGAUUAUCAGUUUCUACAACAUACACAUUAAGCCUUAGAGACUAAUUAACUCAUGAUUUAUACUAAGAAAAUGCUAUCAUACCAAAUCUAUAUUAUAUCGAGCUUCAAAUUUAGAUUGUUGAAUAUAAAGAAAUGGAUCUAAGAUAUUUUUUUUUUAUGAUGUGAGUCACCUACUAAUAAAAAUGUCUUGCCCACAUAAAAUCAUGUGGAGUCUAAUGCAUUUAUGAUUAGGUAGUAGGCUCCAUAUCAAUCUCUAGGGAACACUAAUGGAAGUAUGUUGUCUUGGGGACUAACAAAGCCAUGAAAAUGCAAUGAUGCUAAAUCAAAUACCAUAUGGAACUUCGAAUUGGACCACCCUCGAAGUCUAUGAUUAAAUUUGGACAUUUGAAUAAAGAUCCAAAGAAAUUAGAAUCAGGGACAAAGAUAUGUGAGGUUGGAUUGGUCACCCAUUAAUAUCUUUUUUGACGAUGUGGCGAUUUUUGAUUGGUCGCCUACUAUUAAAAACUUGCCGCCUGUGUAAAAUCAUGUGGGUCCUAGCAUAAUUAUGAUUAUUAGCUAAGAGACUUCAGUAAUCUGUAGAGAUCACUAAGGAAGGGAAGGGUGUGCUGCAGAUGGUGGAAAAGGCUAUGAACCAGGGGUGGGUGUAUUCUUUAAUCAGUAGGUGAAAAGAUGGUAUUUAAAGAAGAAAAGAAGAUUACUUUUGUUAGCAUCUCCAAUCCAAAGGGUUUAUAGAAGACAAAUGUGUUGCAUUGAUUGUUAGAAUGAAGGCUUUUCUCUUUAGAAAGGCUGUGGUUUACCACCAUACGCGAUGUGGUCAUAUAAAAUACAUUAUUUCUCAUCUUUCUUUUGAAGCUCCACUCACCUCAAGGGGGAUACUUAGAUAUUUUUAGAGACUCUCUCUGUCUGUACUUAGGAAGCCAGACCCUCAAACUUGACUGCUCAGAUUAAUCUUAUCACAUAAAAAGAAUGAUUAGGGAUUUAAAAAGCUUUUAAUAUUUUUCCUUGGGUAAAGCUAUGGUGGUGAAAGCCUUGUAAUCUGAACUUGACGAAUAAUCUUUGGUUGUUUUUUUUCCUUAGCAGACAAGGGAUCCUGUUUCAAAACCAAGAAGAUGCCAUGGGAAUACUUUACUUGGCAUACCAUGUAGGUAUCAAUUGGAAUUUGGAAGAUGGUUUUAGGGUUGAUGGUGUGGUGUAUGAUUUUUGUGAAUGUGGGCAUGGAAAUUAGCAGAAUCAUACAUAUCAUUACUCUUAGAAAAGGAAAAUGGAAGGUAAAAAAAUACAAUGAGAUUUCACUCUCAAACUCACAAUCAAUCCAAAAACAAACCCAACCCAACCCAUUACUCAAUUAUUCCUCCUCUCCCCCACCCUUCUUUUUCCCCCUCAACUACUCAAAAAGCAAACCAAAUAAAUCCCCCUCCACCACACUACCCUUCCCCAAAACCCAAGUGCUAGCCCAAGCCAAAGCAGUCCAAAAAACCAAAAAGAAAAGAAAAAAACUAUGGUGGCCUUGCCAGUCAUAGUGUUGGUGAUGCUGCAACUUGUAAGUGGCAUCACCGCCACCUCUACCACUACAGCCGCCUCCGCUGCCACCGCCGCCAUCAAUAACUCUUCCUAUCCCACCUUUCAACACUUGAAUGUGAAGGAAACCAUUGCAGGGACUAGAAUAAUACCUCUUGAAGUAUCCGAGGAUCAUGAAGAAGGUGGAGAGAAGUGGAUGAUGAAGGUAGUUCACAGAGACCAGUUGUCCUUUGGCAACUCCGAUGAUCAUCGACACCGUUUGGAUGGGCGCCUGAAAAGGGAUGCGAAAAGGGUGGCCAGCCUCAUUCGCCGCCUGUCCAGUGGUGGUGGAGGUAGUUAUCGGGUGGACGACUUCGGAACUGAUGUGAUUUCAGGCAUGGAGCAAGGAAGCGGAGAAUAUUUCGUUAGGAUAGGCGUUGGUAGUCCUCCUAGAAGCCAAUACAUGGUUAUUGAUUCAGGCAGUGACAUUGUAUGGGUCCAAUGCCAGCCUUGUACUCAGUGUUACCACCAGUCCGACCCAGUGUUUGACCCUGCUGAUUCAGCGUCUUUCACCGGAGUUUCUUGCAGCUCCUCAGUCUGCGACCGCCUCGAGAAUGCUGGCUGCCAUGCCGGCAGGUGCCGGUAUGAGGUCUCAUAUGGUGAUGGCUCCUACACUAAAGGCACACUUGCACUGGAAACUCUCACAUUCGGACGCACCAUGGUUCGUAGUGUUGCCAUCGGGUGCGGUCAUAGGAACCGGGGCAUGUUCGUUGGGGCGGCCGGUCUACUCGGCCUUGGUGGAGGCUCUAUGUCCUUUGUAGGCCAGCUUGGUGGCCAGACUGGUGGUGCAUUCAGCUACUGUCUUGUGAGUAGGGGUACUGAUUCAUCCGGGUCACUGGUAUUUGGCCGUGAAGCGCUGCCCGCAGGCGCCGCAUGGGUGCCAUUGGUUCGCAACCCUCGGGCCCCAAGCUUCUACUACAUCGGGCUGGCGGGUCUAGGUGUUGGAGGGAUCCGGGUUCCUAUAUCAGAGGAAGUUUUCCGACUAACUGAGCUGGGUGAUGGUGGGGUUGUCAUGGACACAGGCACUGCUGUGACUAGGCUCCCCACACUGGCCUACCAGGCCUUCCGUGAUGCCUUUUUGGCGCAAACCGCCAACCUUCCAAGGGCCACAGGGGUGGCAAUCUUCGAUACAUGCUAUGACCUACUUGGAUUUGUGUCAGUCCGGGUUCCAACAGUGUCAUUCUACUUCUCCGGCGGGCCAAUUCUAACCCUUCCAGCAAGAAACUUCCUGAUCCCAAUGGACGAUGCAGGAACCUUCUGUUUUGCAUUUGCUCCAUCCACUUCGGGGCUUUCCAUAUUAGGGAACAUUCAGCAGGAGGGGAUUCAGAUUUCAUUUGAUGGAGCAAAUGGGUAUGUAGGAUUUGGUCCCAACAUAUGCUAAGUAAAUACAAAAGCUGCAGUUGAAUUUUGCUAGUCCUAGUAACACCAGUAUUCGUAGUAUUAGUAGUAUGAAACGGGUAUGAAUCCAUUGAUAUCAUGUAACUACUGUUUCACUUUGUGUAUUAGACUACAAUUAUGCUUGUAAAACUUCAAGGGUUUUAAGGUUUUGAGGUCUCGCUCAAGUGGCAAGGGUUCUAGGUUUGAUUUCA
This is a messenger RNA of Vitis vinifera (wine grape), 3223 nucleotides long. RefSeq names its product protein ASPARTIC PROTEASE IN GUARD CELL 2. NCBI's taxonomy places the organism in Eukaryota, Viridiplantae, Streptophyta, Magnoliopsida, Vitales, Vitaceae. The record is from RefSeq and is a predicted model, not a curated record. The transcript has a single exon. Gene Ontology annotation, biological process: proteolysis. Gene Ontology annotation, molecular function: aspartic-type endopeptidase activity. The coding region runs from base 1576 to 3015 and encodes 479 amino acids.